AUGAAAUUCAGAGACCAGGUGAGCACAUUAUCCGAGUGGUUCAAGGGCUGGAACGAAUGUGAGCAGACAGUGGCUCUUCUGUCUCUGCUGAAGAGGAUCACUAGGACACAGGCUCGUUUCCUGCAACUGUGUUUGGAGCACUCGCUUUCAGAUUGCACCGAGAUACACAUCCUGGAGACGGAGGCCAACAGUGCUGCUCUGAUAAGUCAGUGGCAUCAAGAGUCCAAGGAGAAGGUGAUCUCUCUGCUUUUGUCCCACCUGCCCCUACUGCAGCCCCGGAACACAGAAGCAAAAUGCGAGUACAUGAAAUUGCUGCAGAAGGUGCUGGCAUACACCACAGAGAGCAACCAGUACAUAGAGGAGAGCCGGCAGCUUUUGUCCUAUGCACUAAUCCACCCAGCCACCACUCUGGAUGACCGCAACUCUCUGGCAUUGUGGCUUAAUCAUCUGGAAGAACGCCUUUCCACAGGUUACAGCCGACAUGGCAGACCAGAAGUUCCUGCUACACACUUACGGCAAGGCUCUGACGAGUGGCAGGCCGCAGGAGAGCUUGGCAUGGGAGAUUCUGGACAUAAUUGGCAAGAAAAGCCACUGAGAGAAAAUGGACUGAUGCCCUUUCAUUCAUCCAGUUCAGUGCCCUCCGCUAUCCAGAGUGUUGGCAGUAGUACAGGUAGGUUGCUUCCCUGCCAAAUGCAUCCCAGCCCCCUGAAACGCUCCAUGUCCCUGAUUCCCACCUCCCAGCAGACGUCCAAUGAAUGGAUGGGGUCAGAUGAGGUUUCUGGACGUUCUGUCUUCCUCACUGCAGACCAUGCUCCCCUCUCCCCUCAGAGCAGUGUGGCCUCAUCGGGUAGCGAACAGACAGAGGAGAUCAUCUCUGGACGCAACUCCUUCCAGGAAGAUGGCAGUGGAAUGAAAGACGUGCCGACCUGGCUGAAGAGUUUACGCCUACACAAAUAUGCAUCACUCUUCUCACAAAUGACCUAUGAGGAGAUGAUGACACUGACAGAGCAGCAUCUGGAGUCACAGAACGUUACCAAAGGUGCAAGACACAAAAUAGCUCUAAGUAUCCAGAAAACAAACUGAGGGAAAGACAGAGUGUGCUUCGUGCUCUGGAGAAGGACAUCUUAGAGGGAGGAAAUGUACGCAAUGCUCUUCAGGAGCUUCAGCAGAUCAUUAUCACACCCAUCAAGUACUAUAGGCCCAAUCAGACAGAGACGGUGAACAGUGAACAGUCUUCCCAGCAUAGGCCUGUUCAUGAUUCAUCUAGCAAAAACCCAGAUGAGAACGAGCCGCCCACUGGACUAACAGCUGAUGGAUUUCAGCAGCAGAGCGAUCCAAGGUGUGACUUGGAAACAUCAGUGCCACCCAUAGCAGAUGGGGACAUACCAGGACAACUGACAAGAGUGCUGGGCAAAGUGUGCACACAGCUGCUUGUCUCCCGGCCAGAUGAGGAGAAUAUCACUUGCUAUUUACAACUCUUAGAGAAGUGCCUGACACAUGAGGCAUUUACUGAGACACAGAAGAAGAGAAUACUCUCCUGGAAGCAGCAAGUUUUGAAACUGCUCCGAACGUUUCCUCGCAAGGCGUUACUGGAAAUGCAGGGGUACAGGCAACAGAAGGGGUGCAGCUGGGCAUUUGCAUCAAACUCUCUCCCCAUAGCUGGAUCUGUGGGUGCCUCCGUAACACGAAGGGGUCAGCGCCCAUUUCAGAUGCCUCCUAGGGCUGUGCCACCUUCUAGGAUUGGCGUAAUGAGUCCUGGAUCAAUUGGGGGUGUCUCUCCUCGUCAUGCACUUACCAGCCCUAGCACUGGGAGCCAGGGACGGCAGAAUCUCUGGUUUGCCAAUCCAGGAGGUAGUAACAGUAUGCCAUGUCAAAGUCACAGCUCAGUGCAGCGUACCCAUUCACUGCCCGUACAUACUUCGCCGCAGAGCAUUCUCAAGUUUCCUCCUGACUGCCAGGUUCCUGGAGCUGACUUGGAGAUUAAUCCCCGGCUGGAGUCCUUGUGCCUGAGUAUGACAGAGCAUGCAUUGGAGGAGGGGACAGACAAAACAUCGACCAUUUGA
This is a messenger RNA of Staurois parvus, 2063 nucleotides long. The record is from the annotation of a GenBank genome assembly. NCBI's taxonomy places the organism in Eukaryota, Metazoa, Chordata, Amphibia, Anura, Ranidae.